Microtus oregoni (creeping vole) is the source of this 474-nucleotide messenger RNA. It is a transcript of the gene Cnfn, whose product is annotated as cornifelin. Bases 1 to 375 code for a protein of 124 amino acids. The transcript has 4 exons. The record is from RefSeq and is a predicted model, not a curated record. Gene Ontology annotation, cellular component: cornified envelope. NCBI's taxonomy places the organism in Eukaryota, Metazoa, Chordata, Mammalia, Rodentia, Cricetidae.
AUGCAGUUUGAGAUGCACGACAACGUGAAAGGCAAAGCCAUGUCCUAUCCAGUGACCAGUCAGCCUCAGUGUGCCAAUACUUGCUACCAGACACAGCUCAGCGAUUGGCACACCGGCCUCACCGACUGCUGCAACGACAUGCCCGUCUGUCUGUGCGGCACUUUCGCUCCGCUGUGCCUCGCCUGCCGAAUCUCUGACGACUUCGGGGAGUGCUGUUGUGCACCGUACCUGCCCGGAGGCUUGCACUCUCUGCGCACGGGCAUGCGGGAGCGCUACCACAUCCAGGGCUCCGUCGGGCACGAUUGGGCUACCCUCACCUUUUGCCUCCCCUGCGCCCUCUGUCAGAUGGCGCGGGAACUGAAGAUCCGCGAGUAAGAACGUCCUCUCCCCUCUCCCUAGUCCCUGGUCACGCCUGGCCUCUCAGGAGAUGGGAGGGGGGCACUCCUUGGAAAGCCUGUCCCACUGCCCUUUGCC